Molecule: messenger RNA, 134 nt
Organism: Racocetra persica
Lineage: Eukaryota; Fungi; Glomeromycota; Glomeromycetes; Diversisporales; Gigasporaceae
Source: the annotation of a GenBank genome assembly
UUGGAGGGUUUACUAUAGAUGAAUACGAAAAACUAUACCCACAACCAAAAUAUAUAUUAUUUAUUGCGGCCAAUGCCGAAAUUGAAUUUGAUUCCGACAAACAAAAUGCCAACAAAUGUCGACCAGAGUUAUAA